AUGGCUCUCGGCUGUCUCCAGCAUUCCUGUGAAGCUCUGAGAAGUAACCUGUACUCUAGAGGAUGGGAACGGCAUCUGGCUGUGAAACAGCUGCUACUGCCUCUGUUACUCCUGGUGACCAGCAUUCAAGACCCUGUACCCAAGCCUCAAAUAAAAAUUGAGAAGACAGAGGAAACAGAGAACAACUGUUAUCUGAAACUAUCAUGUAAGGUACUGGACCAGUCUGUAAACUACACGUGGUAUGGGGACUCAGGGCCCUUUCCAAAGGGGCUCCAGAACAGUGUGCUUGAAGUUACCUCUACAAAACAAAACUACUCCAAGUUUUACACCUGCCAAGCCAGCAAUCCUGUGAGCAGCAAGAAUGACACACUCUACUUCGCUUCAUUCUGUACUCUGGCCAGAUCUUCUGGAGUAGCUUGGAUUACAACUUGGCUAGAGGUCAUGGUGCCCACCGUUCUUGGCAUCCUACUCAUUUGAGAUGAGCUCUUCUGACUCAAGAGUGAAACAUCAAGGCCAGAGGAUCUUGCCUUCAUUAUAACCA
Galeopterus variegatus (Sunda flying lemur) is the source of this 541-nucleotide messenger RNA. RefSeq names its product CD48 antigen-like. NCBI's taxonomy places the organism in Eukaryota, Metazoa, Chordata, Mammalia, Dermoptera, Cynocephalidae. The transcript is spliced from 3 exons. The coding region runs from base 1 to 477 and encodes 158 amino acids. The record is from RefSeq and is a predicted model, not a curated record.